Molecule: messenger RNA, 3224 nt
Organism: Ruditapes philippinarum (Manila clam)
Lineage: Eukaryota; Metazoa; Mollusca; Bivalvia; Venerida; Veneridae
Exons: 4
Coding region: 41-919 (292 amino acids)
Source: RefSeq, a predicted model, not a curated record
UUGUCCAAAACGAAUUUCUUGUAUCUUUUCAGACAAGGUUAUGAAUGACUUGUCCAAAACGAAUUUCUUGUAUCUACACUACACAUUUAAAAGACAGCACAGCAAAGAGGCUAUGUUACAAAAGAACAAGACGGCAGCAACACACAUUCGUAGACCAAUAUCAGGGACGAGUUCGAGACCUCGACGAUGUAUGUCCGAAGGAGAGAGGAUGUGCGAGGACGGUUCCUGUAUAGCAAGAGUCGAACUAUGUCCGGAAGAGCAGCUGAUGAACCAGAAUACAAUACUGAUCAUGAUCAUUGUGGGGCUUGCAGUCGUUGUGUUCCUUGCUAUACUCUACUGUUUCCAGAAACGACAACAACAAGCCAACAGACAAUUAGGAACUGUGAUAAUGGAAUCUCUCUAUGCUCCACCACCUGCAUACGAGGAAGUUGUCAAUAGUAACAUGUAUCCUGCCACACCAGAGCAAAGAAGAUUACAUCAAUUAUCAUUGGAGGAGCCAAGAAGUCCUAUGACUCCGCCCCCUAAUUAUGCAUCAGCAUUGAUAAUACUUGCCCAGAGCGAGGAAUCUAUCUCAUCAAAACAACAUUCACAGUCAGAUCUUAUCAGACGCAGUGUUUCAAUGGACCAAAUUCAGGGCUCCACUGCAGGAGUGCCAAAGGAAUGCACUGAGUCGCUAUGGAAACAGAAAUAUACAAAAUCAAGAAAUAUAUUCAGAUUUAGUCGACAGUUUAGUAGAACUAGUGGUAAUAGUAGCUUUCGGGCUAGUGAAUCACCAAAAACUCCGCGAUCUCCUCCGCCUUAUCCACAGUCUCCAUGUAUUUAUCCAUUGACUCCUCCUCCACCAUUAACACCACUCCCUAAUGAAAAUGAAGGCGGAGUUCAGGAUACCGAUGUCACAAAUGUAGAGGUGGUCACAUAGCGUAAAUCAAUGCAGUUAAAAAUGUUUCACUACCAGGACUUUCACAUGUACAUGUUUUUGUAUUUCUGUCAAUCAGAUUCAGAGAAUAUGUGUUAUAUGUGUCAAACGAGGAGAUGAAUUUCAUAAAAGUUUGUCUUGUUUCAAGUUAUGUGUAAAAUCAAAGUGGCAUUGGAUCAAUCUGAUGUUAAGAGUUAUAAAGAUUUAAAACCAUUGAAGUGCAUUUAAGUUUUUAAGGAAUAUGAUUGGAUCACAAAUAUAACAUAGGAUGGAAUGAAUCAUCAUUCAAUAAUGGAAGAAUUGUGAUUGGUUAAAAAUUAUUUUCUAGUCGCAGUGGGAGGAGUUUGUUAUGGUAAUCAUAGAGUUUUUGAAUAUUGAUAGCAUAUUAGAAGGAGGAGUUUUGAAUAUUCAUCAUUGCAGGAGUUGUUUUGAAUAUUUAAUUGAAUAUUUAAUUGGCCAUGGUCUGAUUAUUACAAUGGUCUGUAAUAAAGAGUCGUGAAUAUUCAGCAUUGCAGAAGGAGUUGUUUUGAAUAUCUAAUUUGCCAGGAUCUGAUAAUUAUGCAGAUUUGUAAUGUAUAGCUUAAAUGCAAUAUAGUUAUCUUUAGAUAUUAGUGAAAAAGUGACAGUUUCGUGAUCUUGAAUAGUGGUUGAAAUGAUUCAUUUAGUAAAUUAGAAUAUUCAUUGAAAUUCAUGAAGUAUUUCUGUAAAAUUUAAUGCAUCAUGGUCAACUGUGAUAUUUUAGUCUUCUUUAUAUAUCAAAUAUAUCUAAUAUGUGUGUAUAAUGUAUAAACAAAUGGUAUAUUUUUGCAUAUAUGAUAAUAUAGUUAUAAUAGAGAACUUGAGAAUGUUAUAUUUUAAUUGGGGAAAAAUGAUUAUAUUUUAAUUAGGUAGGUAAAAUACAUGCAAUUGUUGUAGAGUGUUUAAAUCUGACAUAUCAUAAACUCUUAGCCUACUGAAUUAGUUUAAUGGAUUGGACCAUCUUUGAAUUAGGAGCGGUCCAUUCAAAAUUUAAGGGAUUUCAACACCAAAAAAGUAAACAUUGAGCUACCAACAGUAUAGAGCCUGGUCAGACUUCAGAUAUACAGGCUUACCUUGCUCUAUAAUGGUGGCAAAUGAUAAUAAGGGUUAAAAAAACAAUGUUUUAUUUUAAGCAAAAAAUAGGUAUAGCAUUCUUAGCGAUUAUAUAAAACAGUCCAUAUUAUUCUUUAAUUAUAUAUAUCUGUAUUAAAAAUAAAAAGAAACCCAGUAAGUGGAUAUUUUUAAUAUCAAUAUUUUAAUCUCUGAUUUACAUGUUAAAAAAGCCAGUUCCAUGUAUUUUCCAGACUUUAUAUUUUUAUUUAUUCUGAUUUGAAAAAUUAAGCCUGAGCAUAACUUACUGAUAUUUUUUCAUAAAAGUGCAAUAUUAAUAUAUAAAUAUAUAUAAUGUAGGAUCUCACAUGAGUUGCCAUAUGAUAUAAAAACUUUAUUACUUAAUUUCAAGAAAGCAAGCCUCUUACGAUUUCUAAAACAUGAUUCCUUGGACGAGUUUAAUAAAAUAUUAUACAACAGCGGGAUUCUUUUUAUCAUAUGACUAAACAUACUUAAGGAUUACAGACCCUAAUGGGCACCAAUCCAAUAAGAAUCAGCUUUUCAUUACUUCUAUUCUUUACCAGAAUAGUGUAAGACAUUAAAAUUUAUUUUUCAAAUAUUAGAAAAUUCCACCAUCCAAUUAUUUUUUUUGCUCAGCUUAAGAGUUUCUUACUUGCCAUAAAAUAAAAAUAGAUAAAUAAAAUAAAUCUUGUUUCAAAGGUCUACAUGACUUGUGCCAGCAUGUAUUAAAAAAAAUUAUAAUGUAUUUUGCCAUCUCCUCUACAUGAACUUUUCUAUUUGUAAAUCUUGUAAUUUCUUUCUUUCUUUUUUUGUUUCUUUUGAAUAUUUUUGAUGGACCUUUUCAUGUUAACAUUAAAAAAUUGAAACUUGAUUUUUUUCUCUUCUAUUCUUUGCUUUGUAUAUAAAAAGCAUCUGAAGCAUGGACUAAGUUACAUUUUCAUCUUUCUCAAAAUAAAAGUGCAACAUAUUUCACAAUGUCAUAUCCUCUAUAAUUAAAUUCACAUUUCUCUCAUUGUAAAUUCUUUGCUAAUUUAUAUAAUUAUAUUAUUAUAUCAGAUUUCAGUCUUAAUUAAUAUUCAUUUUUGCCUUCUGUGUUAUAGAGGAUACAAAUGGCAAUGAUACUGCUAUAUUGAUUUAUAAUUACUUUUUGAAUGUUUGGGGCAGUAAUGAUUCGGUCGCCUAUGCCAGACCAUACUGCCGUCUCUGUUUAACACAUAGC